Salvelinus sp. IW2-2015 is the source of this 515-nucleotide messenger RNA. The record is from RefSeq and is a predicted model, not a curated record. NCBI's taxonomy places the organism in Eukaryota, Metazoa, Chordata, Actinopteri, Salmoniformes, Salmonidae.
GUGUGCCCUGUACUGAGGGCUGAGAACUAGGCAUGUUGGGUAAAGACCCCCCCACCACCAGCAGCCUUCAACUGAUGACCUCUGACCCCUCUGACAUCGCUGUGGAACCCAGCGACAUCACAGACGGCCUCGGCAUCAGCAGGAAGAUGUCGGACGUAGUUGAGAGUUUGGACACCAGAGAGUUGGACAUGGGAGAUGGAGAGGAGACUGACAAUGACCCUACCACCAUAGGGGACAGUCGUAUAGGGUUCAGUGCUGUGUAUCACACCGUGGGUUUUAAGGAGUCGACGGCCAGGGUCUAUCUCCCUACUGUUCCCAUCACUGCUAACGAUACUGGGGCUGGAGAGGUUCAACACCGCCCAGGACAGGUUCAACAUCACAGCAACAGAGGAGGUUCAACAAGCUGGGUGAUCAAGAGAAAGGAGAAACACUUCAUGGACCUCCACAGAGAACUGGUCCGAUACAAGAUGUUCAUGAGGCCACACAACGAGGAGGAGGACAAUGAAGAAGAGUGA